AUGGAGACAAUAUCCCGGAUCUCGUCCAUGCUGGAAACAGCACGAGAACUCACCCUCGAAGCAGCGCAGUCAGCUACGAGUAACCGGACAUCGAAUUUGAAUCCCUCCUCUCGCAAUAGUAACGUGCCUCAUAUCAAGAAGCUUCUCGACAGUCGUCAUGAAAAAGAGGUCUUGGACGGCCUGCGGAAGGUCAUUUCGUCGAUGUACGAAGAUCCCGAACUAUCCCUCGAAUUCUUCUCCGCGGUGGUGAAAAAUGCAGCGAGCACGAGUUUCGAGGUCAAGAAACUGGUCUACGUCUACUUGGUUCACCAUGCGGAGGCAGAGCCCGACCUGGCGCUCUUGUCCAUCAAUGCGAUCCAGAAGUCGCUCACAGACACAAACCCCCAAGUACGAGCCAUGGCGCUACGAACAAUGUCCGGAAUCAGCGUGCCGGUUAUCAACCAGAUUGUAUGCCUUGCGAUCAAACGAGGAGUCGGUGAUAUGAGUCCCCAUGUGCGGAAGGCGGCUGCGUUGGCUAUCCCGAAGUGCUAUCGCCUGGAACCAAAUACUCUGUCGCAGUUGAUUGGAUACAUAUCUACGUUGCUUGGGGAUAGCCAGUAUUUUGUUGCUGGUCCUGCUGUGGCUGCGUUUUUGGAAGUCUGCCCGGAUAGGAUUGACCUGGUUCAUAAGCACUAUCGAAGCCUGGUGAAGAAGUUGGUUGAUAUGGAUGAAUGGAGCCAACUUGCGACCCUGCGUCUUUUGACUUCCUAUGCGCGCAAGUGCUUCCCUCCCAAGACUCAGAAGGUCAAGAGAGCAGUCACUAAAGGGGUGUCCAAGGGGUUCUACGAUGACGAAGAAGUUGCUGAGGGUCAAGAUGACGGCGAAGAAUAUGAAGUUCCCGUGUUGGAUCCCGAUCUGGAAGUCUUCCUUCGAACCUCCAAGAGCCUUCUACAAAACCGCAACUCGGCCGUCGUUCUCAGCGUCGUACGUUCUUUCGCCUACCUGGCCCCACCGGAAUACCUUGAUUCGGCAGUUGGUCCACUGGUUGCGCUUCUUAGAAGCCCCCAGGAUAUACAACAUAUUGCGCUCUAUAACAUCGUUUCAGUUGCCCUACGUCACCCGAAGCCGUUCGCCAAGUACGUCUCGCAUUACUUAGUGCAUUCUACGGAUCCGCCCCAUAUUUGGCGUCUCAAGCUGGAGAUCUUAACCAUAAUAUUUCCCCACUGUGGAUUGCAUCUGAAGAGUGUGAUCGUAAGUGAGCUAGAGCAUUUCUCGCGAAGUACAGACCGUGAACUUGUUCGAGAAAGCGUUCGAGCAAUUGGGCGCUGUGCGCAGAGCGACACCAGGACUGCGAACCACUGUCUACGCGUUCUGCUCAAUCAGGUCACGAGUUUCGAUGACACUCUGGUUUCCGAGUCCCUGACCGUUAUCAGACACUUGAUCCAGCAUGACCCUGCCUCGCACGAGCGAACUGUGAUCCAACUGGUCAAGUAUCUUGGCUCGACGACCUGCCCGGACGCAAGAGCGACGAUAGUUUGGCUCGUCGGAGAAUUCGCAGGCGUAGAGCCGGAGCGCAAUGUUGCGCCUGAUGUGCUGAGAUUGCUGGUGAAAGGUUUCUCUGAUGAACCAGAGCUGGUAAAGCAACAAAUCGUUCUACUGGGUGCCAAGGUGUAUCUCCAUCAUCUCCUACGCAACCCUCCGAAAGAGCAACCUCCGUCUGUGCAAGAGGUCGAACAGUAUAGUAACGAAUGGACCGACGACCAAGAAAAGCAGCAGGAACAGGGUGAAGGCGAAGAGCAGCCGCAAGAAGAACAAGAAGACAAUAUCACAAUACUCUGGCGGUACAUUCUUCUUCUAGCCAGAUACGACACAUCUUACGACCUCCGUGACCGCGCACGUCUGUAUAAGGCCCUUCUCGCCUCUCCUACUACACUCCCACUGGCAAAUUUGCUCCUCCUCGCACCGAAACCGGUACCACAUGCCCCCAGCCCAUCCGAAACACGCAAAGAGCUCCUCAUCGGCUCUGCUACACUGGUCCUCGGACCGGACGCCGGCUUGCACGGUCUGAAGGGCUACGAAAAACUUCCCGACUGGGUUGCGCCAGGCGAUGAACCAGAUCACGUUCUCCGUGACCAAGGCGUCGUUAAGCCGGAAGUCAGUGAAGGAGCUGCCCUGACAGCUGGUGAACGGCUCGACCGGGCGCUUAAGGAACAUGAAAGUGUUGCAGCUGCGAAGAGGCAAAAUGGCCGUAUGCAGGGUCCUAUGCCAGCGAAGCAGAAGAGUCUGAACGAGUGGCUGGAAGAUGAGGAAGAGGAAAGCGAAACGGAAACCGAGGAAACAGAGUCGGAAGAGGAAACUGGCUCGGAGGAAGAGGAAGAGGAAGACGAUGAUGAAGAAGAGGAAACGGAUUCAGAGGAAGAAGACGAAGAGGAAGAGGAAGAGGAAGAGGAGACCGACUCCGAGGACGAUAGGGAGGGUCAGCAGCUAUUAACACAGCGAGGUACUUAG
This is a messenger RNA of Aspergillus chevalieri, 2487 nucleotides long. It is a transcript of the gene APL6, whose product is annotated as AP-3 complex subunit beta. Gene Ontology annotation, biological process: vesicle-mediated transport; intracellular protein transport. The record is from RefSeq and is a predicted model, not a curated record. The transcript is spliced from 3 exons. Bases 1 to 2487 code for a protein of 828 amino acids. NCBI's taxonomy places the organism in Eukaryota, Fungi, Ascomycota, Eurotiomycetes, Eurotiales, Aspergillaceae. Gene Ontology annotation, cellular component: AP-3 adaptor complex; membrane coat.